Melozone crissalis (California towhee) is the source of this 1659-nucleotide messenger RNA. Its product is annotated as sterol 26-hydroxylase, mitochondrial. Bases 1 to 1560 code for a protein of 519 amino acids. The record is from RefSeq and is a predicted model, not a curated record. Gene Ontology annotation, molecular function: iron ion binding; oxidoreductase activity, acting on paired donors, with incorporation or reduction of molecular oxygen; monooxygenase activity. Gene Ontology annotation, biological process: cholesterol metabolic process; C21-steroid hormone biosynthetic process; glucocorticoid biosynthetic process. Lineage: Eukaryota; Metazoa; Chordata; Aves; Passeriformes; Passerellidae. Gene Ontology annotation, cellular component: mitochondrial inner membrane. The transcript has 9 exons.
AUGGCGGGCCCGAGCGGCGGGGCCCGGUGGCCGCUGCUGCCGCUGCUCCUGCGCCCCCGCCCGCCGCCGCCGCGCAGCAGCCCGGGACCGCCGCGCAGGACCGGGGGCUCGGCGGCAGCGGCGGCUGGGCCGGCGCGGCUGAAGGGACCGGAGGAGCUGCCGGGGCCGGGGCUGCUCCGUACUUUCGUCUGGCUCUUCCUGCGGGGCUACCUGCUGCACACGCACCGGCUGCAGGUGAUAUCCCGACGCCUCUAUGGACCUAUCUGGAAGUCAACCUUCGGACAUUAUAGGAACAUCAACAUUGGGAGCCCAGUGGUGCUGGAGCAGCUGCUGCGGCAGGAGGGCAAGUACCCGAUGCGGAGCGACAUGGCGCUGUGGAAGGAGCACCGGGACACCCGGCGCCUGCCCUACGGACCCUUCACCGAGGAAGGGGAGCGCUGGUACCGCCUGCGCCAGGUGCUCAACAAGCGGCUGCUGAAGCCCUCGGAGGCGCUGCUGUACGCGGACGCCAUCGGGGAGGUGGUGUCAGACCUGAUGGUGCGCCUGCGGGAGGAGCGGAGCCGCAGCCCCUCGGGGGUGCUGGUGGGGGACGUGGCCAACCUGCUCUACCGCUUUGCCCUGGAAGGCAUCUCUUACAUCCUCUUCGAGACCCGCAUCGGGUGCCUCAAGCAGCAGGUCCCUCCUGAGACCCAGCACUUCAUUGACUCCAUCAACCUCAUGUUCAAGAACUCCAUCUUUGCCACCGUCCUGCCCCGAUGGAGCCGCAAGGUGCUGCCCUUCUGGGACCGUUACCUGGACAGCUGGGACACCAUUUUCGCCUUUGGCAAGAAACUGAUAGACCGAAAGAUGGAGGAGCUGGAGGGGCAGGUGGAGCGUGGCACGGAGGUGUCUGGCUACCUGAGCUACCUGCUGGCCAGUGGCAGACUCAGCCUGGAUGAGGUCUAUGGCAGCGUGGCCGAAUUGCUGCUGGCUGGUGUGGACACGACCUCCAACACGCUGUCCUGGGCUUUGUACCACCUCUCCCGGGACCCAGACAUCCAGGAGACCCUGUACCAGGAGCUGAAAGCUGUUGUGCCUCCCGACCGGUUUCCUGCUGCUGAGGAUAUCCCCAAGCUGCCGAUGCUUCGGGCCAUUAUCAAGGAGACUCUGAGAGUCUACCCUGUGGUGCCCACCAACGCCAGGGUCUUCUAUGAGAAGGACAUUGUCAUCGGAGACUACCUCUUCCCCAAGAAUACCCUCUUUGUCCUGGCGCACUACGCGAUGUCCCAUGAUGAAACCUACUUCCCCGAGCCCGAGCGGUUCCUGCCCCAGCGCUGGCUCCGGGGACACGGCUCCCCUCACCACCCCUUCAGCUCCAUCCCCUUCGGCUACGGGGUCCGUGCCUGUGUCGGGCGCCGCAUCGCUGAGCUGGAGAUGCACCUGGCCCUUGCCAGGAUGAUCCAGGCAUUUGAGGUGCGGCCGGACCCCCGUGGCGUAGAAGUGACGUCUGUGUCCCGCAUUGUCCUGGUGGCUGACAAGCCCAUCAACCUGGAAUUCAUCGCUCGCCCGGGAGCCCCCUGACUGCACGUCCACCCCCACCCUGGGUGCCAGAUGGAGAUCCCCCUUACUGCCCCACAAGGAGGACAGGAAGGCAAACCCCUUCCCUGGCCAGCUUGGGCC